GGUCGGAUUCUGGGAUUGGGAGGCCGCGGGAGCGCGCCAGUGUCUCCUAGGCGCGCUGGCAGUUGUCUGCACCUGGGCGGCCCGGCGCUGCGUCACGUUGGUUACGCACACAAUCACUCUUUAGAGACUCUCCAGAGCCCGCCCAGGCAGCUGCGCCCUCCCCAGACCGGGGCACCCCGGAGGCGGAGGCUCCGAUGGUGCGGGCUGUGGGUCUGAGUUGGAGCUGAUGAGCGGCCGGCGGGGUUGAGAAGAGCCUGACGGAGUCGGGGCCAGGCACCUUCCCUUUCCCCAGCCGUCGGGCUCCGGGGUUCCCGCCCGCUGCUUUCCAGCCGUCAGUGUUGUUCCUUGCUGGAAGCCCUGAACUCUGUGCCCCCCAAGCCCCGGGCCACUGCGGGAAUGUUCAAAAAUGAGUACCAGGGAGGAGCAUUUGUUGAAAUCUUCAGUGCUCAGGGGAAAAAUCCUGGAGCAAAAUGGAAGAUCCUCGGCAGUCCAUCUGUGAUUUGGAAAGAGUUUGAUAAAGAAGUUAAAAGUUUUGUGUUUGUUCUGGAAGGCAGCAGCCAGACAAACAAAAUUCAAUUACCAAAGGAGAAUAAACAAAUCCUUGGACUGAUCCAGAGGUUUCUUGUACUUCAGAUUUAUAUACCCUUGGGACAAGACUUCUCCACUGAAUUGCUAAUUACAGAUUUGGGGAACAUCAAAAGAAGAUUGUAUUUAUCAACUGUCCAUAAGGAACUGUCCUCAACCCCUCUUCAUGCAAAAAUCCCUCUCUUCAUGAUCAAGCGCAAAAUUUGGUGCAAUCUAUGCAUUGACCUGGUAGCAUUCACAAGUGAAAUAUUCAAAGGAGCAGUUUUCCAGUCAUUGGAUGGAAUUAUUGUCUCAGCUAACUGUAAACUACGGAAGAUCUUUACUUUAAAAUCAAAGCCUCAAGACACUGCUGACAAAGAUGCUGUAUAUGGUGUUUCCUUUCCAGGAGAUGAACCUACCGACAUUAUUCCGCGAAGCUGCCAACUAACCACAGAUGUUCCACAAGUCACACAGCUGCUAAAUAUGACUAAACUCCGCCAAACUGAAAUAAAAUUUGGAGGUUAUCCUCUAAAUUCAGCAGAAUCAGAUCAGUUCAUUAACAGAGGAACAGGUAGUUUUCGGACCAGUAAAAGUCAAGAUGUUUGUCAUAUCGCCUUUGGAUCCAAAGUUCUUGGACCACCUCCACUCUCUGGCAGAAGGAAUAACAUGAGGAUGUCCAUGGAGACAAUAAGAUCCAUUGGGUCCAAAAAUAACAGAUCAUGCCAGCAGUCUACCAUAGAGAAGUGUGUCAGCAGUGCAGAAAUGUCAGCCUUACUGAUAUCCAAGUCUGAGGAGCAAGGAGAUAAAGAAAAUAUGCACCAAAUAAAGCAGACCAUACCUAUUCAUGCCAAUCUACAUAUUAUGCAUCCACAUCCCCCCCAAGAACCAUCAACAGAUAAGAAUAAUAACAGAAGAAGAGUACGGUUAAAAAGCACCAGCAGAGAAAGGACAGAGAUACGCAGCGGCAGCUCUUCCGAAAAUAACAGGAAUGGCGAUAAAGCAACAACUGUCCUCACCAGUGAAUGCCAACAAAGAGCAGAGGUGUUGAACCCCAGCACUCCACGACCCCAGUCUCUUGAGCAAGCAGAUGAGUGGAUAUUUCCUGAAAAUUAUGAUCACAUUCCCCAUUUGGCGUCCAGCAGACAGUCUCUACUUCUGGAUGAUGAUUCCUGCAACACUUCGCACCUCUGGCCAGAAGCCAGCAAGGAAAGUGAGCAGAACCAACAAGCAGAGGAAACCCAGAUUGUUCCAAAGGACAUUUUCACUUUUUCAUCAAGACCACGAUCAGCACCUCAUGGAAAGACUCAGAAUAUGUCCCCAGAGGAGUGCCCAUUUAUUUUGGAUCUAAAAGAGGAUAACAGUGGGACAAGGAGAGGCACCCAAUUGGAGGAUGAUUUAUAUGGCGGUGACAGCAGCGAAGAGGGUAACCACAGUAUCCAGGGUUCUCCGAGCCCAACAACUAGUCCUUCAGGGUUAACUCAGAUAACAUUAGAGAGCAUGCUGGGAAAGGCUGCAAGACGGACAAGUAAAGGAUAUCUAAAAAGUGCCUACACGGAAGCAGGAACCUCAGAAAGCCAGAAUUCCUCGGUGAAACAGAUAGAUAGAAACAACUUUCAAAUGAGUUUGGUGCCUACACCAUGCAUUUCUCCCCCUGGAAGAAGGUGUGAAUCCUCUCAGAAAACUCCAGAUCCCAUUAUCAAAGCAAAGGACCUAUCAGCCCAUCAAGUGCCAGCUUCAGUAAACAAAACUUUCCUAAGAGAAAUCUCAGGGGAAAAGUUGAGACUGAUCCCUGAAGCAUCUGAAUAUGAUUGGAGAAACUAUCAGCCCAGUCAGAUGAGUGAGUCCGAGUUGCAGAUGCUGGCAAGCCUACGGCGGCAACAAAACGAAGAACUGGAGGAUGCUGGGGCUCCCCAUGGCUUGAGUGCAUCCCAGGUUGACAACUGUAAUGUCAGCAUAAGUACCAGCAGUGACGACACAACCACCUGGAACUCCUGCCUGCCACCACCUGUCAAUCAGGGUCGUCACUACCAGAAAGAAAUGAAUCCGCCUUCUUCUAAUCCCCGGGACUGGUUAAAUAUGUUCAGCCCACCAAUUGUUCCUCCUAGUCAACAGCCAACCGAACAACAUCUGGAUUCUUCAGGAAGUUUGAGUGCUCAAGGUGAAGAAGACCUGAGUGUGGAAGAGGAUGAGGAAGUGCUGACUCUGUUGUAUGACCCAUGUCUGAACUGUUACUUUGAUCCCCAGACUGGGAAAUACUACGAGUUGGUGUGAUCCGUCCUUCCAGGGCAAAGAAUGGCCACCACUGGCCAGAAGAGGGAUAGCAGCUCAGAUUCUGUUAAGAAGGCAUCACAGCUUGUGCGUUGGGCCAGCCUGGGGAAUCAAAAGUAACUGAGAAAAAAUGAAUUUAUUUUGUAAAUAAUGUUCCUUGUUAAGAAUAGCGACAUUCUUUUUGUAGAGGUGUGUAAUUUUGAAACUGUGAAUGAAUACAAAGACAAGAUUUUAGGACUUUAAAUUGGUUCUUGUUUGUUGGUCCCCAACCUAUGUAUAAUUUUAUUUCAUAUAAUUUUAUGUAAACAAAUUAAGAGUCAUUAAUUCAAUUUUUUGCAGUGUUAAUCUGUAAAUGAUGGCCUGAUAUACAGAAAAUAUAAUUGUUUAAAUGAUAUUUGGGUACCCUUUAUUUUAUAACAUAUUUGUAUUAAAAAUAAAGUAUGAUGGUCAGAAGAAUACCUUGUAAACUGCUGCUUUUUAUUCACCCCACUUUCUUUACGAGAAUAUUCCUAGAUGAUAUUUACCUUUCCUUAGACACUCUUAGAAAAGGAAACACUGUGAACUGGUCAGCCUUUAUGAUCACAUUUUAUUGGCACUGGCCCCACUAUUUCCAUUUCACUACGGUUCAUCCAGAGUUUGUCAAAGAUCACAACAUCGUUAAACUCUUAAGCUGCUUAGCACUCUCACUUGUGGAGGUUUUUACAAUUUUCUACCAAUUAUCUCUGAAUUCUAAUGAUAUAGUCCAAAUUAGCUCCGCGGAUCCAGAUUUAACAAGAAGUCGCCCAUUUGAACACCCCACAUACCUCACCACUUGGGCCUGCAGAAAUCUGGAAGGGCUUCCUUUGGUCUUUAAGGUUAUGCCAGUGUGAUUGCCACACCACCAGGAAAAAAACCAUGUGUUUUUGGGCAGACAGCUCUGAACUGUGUGCCAAGUGUAUUAAUGUUGAUCUUUUACUUAUUGUAUUAGCUGGCAUAUUUUGUUAUUUAAUAAAGAUUUUUUAAUAAA
Choloepus didactylus (southern two-toed sloth) is the source of this 3838-nucleotide messenger RNA. RefSeq names its product CFAP20 domain containing (gene CFAP20DC). Lineage: Eukaryota; Metazoa; Chordata; Mammalia; Pilosa; Megalonychidae. The coding region runs from base 397 to 2835 and encodes 812 amino acids. The transcript has 17 exons. The record is from RefSeq and is a predicted model, not a curated record.